Molecule: messenger RNA, 770 nt
Organism: Gongylonema pulchrum
Lineage: Eukaryota; Metazoa; Nematoda; Chromadorea; Rhabditida; Gongylonematidae
Source: the annotation of a GenBank genome assembly
AUGCAACCUCUUCUAAAUUCUUUUUCUGAAUUUAUCGGGACCGCUUUAAUUUUCAGGUAUCCAGAGGAAGAAAAUGAUUGCUGUCUCUUCUUUUCAACCAAUGAUUUUAGUCAAAAAGUGCAUUUUGACGUGAAAGCUGAAAGUAAAACUCCGGUUUCGCAACAUCGCACAGUGGCAACGGCCAGGGUGGGUGGCUCUCCCACGGAGCUGCUACACGUUUGCAUACAUGCUCGGAAACAGAUGUCCACGUUACGUAUAGCACUUCGGCUUCCAGUCAGCAUCACAACCAUGCUUAUGCUAGCAUCGCCACUUUUCGGACAUCUCAAUAUGCAACUUUAUGUGAAACUUUUUGCGCUCUCUUUACAAACUAUAUCGUUUCUGUUCCUAUGUUCCAUUGCGCCCGAAAAUGGCUUCGGAAAGACGAAACCGAAAAUCUAUACAUUCUUUGAGACGGUUGUAAUAUUAACAAUAAUUAGCAUAAUGGUAAAUUUGAUUGCAAUAGCACUGAGUCGUGUGCGUCGUACAGUACCACCACGGCACGGUUUAUAUCUGGCGGCCAAAGUGGUAAAUCGUCUUGUCUGCUGCAUUGAGCCCGAUCCAACGGCCAGUUACUGUCGACAUUUGGACGACAGCACAGGAACAAACUUCGAAAACUCGCAACCGGAUUACACCACCGAGUGGCGGCAUAUCUAUAUUGCAGUUAACAAUCUUUAUUCGGCAUUCGCUUUAGCAGUAUUUAUUUUUGUUGCUGCUUUUGAAAUUUUAUGAUG